This is a messenger RNA of Rubroshorea leprosula, 1743 nucleotides long. The record is from the annotation of a GenBank genome assembly. NCBI's taxonomy places the organism in Eukaryota, Viridiplantae, Streptophyta, Magnoliopsida, Malvales, Dipterocarpaceae.
CAUUUAGUGGGUUUUGGAACUUCCAUUUCCCCCUCUUCGUUGUCAUAUACCAGGGUUUAAGUAAUUCCUUUGUGGAAUCAUGGAGUCUCUAGCUAAAUUGCGCUGCACUCACCAACCCCUCCUUAACCUCUCCCUUAACCACCGUCGUCCUUCAUUUCCAAAACCCCUUUCUUCUGUAUCAUACAGAACGCUACGCCCGUCUUCUUCAUCGUCUCCGUUCAAAUUAUGCUCCAUCAGAGCCUCAUCUUCAUCACCGCCGUCCUCCUCCGGCCCACUUCAUCGAAUCCUCCAAACCCAUAAACCCUCCCUACUCCAAACUAUAACCCCCAUAUUGAAAACCACCUGCAUCGCUGUAGCAGCUACCGCAUUGUUCUUCCUGCGGCUCAACCACAAGCCCGUGAUAGCCGCCCCAGCUACAACAGCAGCGACGGUGGAGUCCGGGACUAAAGAAUCAACGGAUAGUGAUGUCUCGCUUGAAGAGCAGGAGAGAACUCUGGAUGAAUACUUAAUUCGGUACCCAGAUGAUCUCAAGGCUCUAAGGUCCCUAAUGGAGGUUAAGAUCAAAUUGGGCAAGCUCCAGGAGGCGAUUGAGGUUAUCAAUCGUAUGAUUGAGCUUGAGCCGGAAGAAAUUGAAUGGCAGAUGUUAAAAGCACAAAUUCGUACCUUCAGUGGGGAGCACGAGUCGGCGAAGAAAGAGUUUGAGGCAAUAUUAGUGAAAGACCCUUAUCGUGUUGAGGCUUACCAUGGCCUUGUAAUGGCUUAUUCGGAUUCGGGUCAAGAAUUGAAGGAGUUGGAGAAGAGGAUUAGUGAGGCAAUGGAAAAGUGCAAGAAGGAGAAGAAGACCAAGGAUUUAAGGGAUUUUAAGCUGUUGAUUGCUCAGAUACGGUUAAUUGAAGAUGAACACUUUGCGGCUUUGAAGAUUUACCAGGAGCUGGUGAAGGAGGAGCCAAGAGAUUUUAGGCCAUAUUUGUGCAUGGCCAUCAUUUAUACUUUGUUGAAGAAGAAAGAUGAGGCUGAGAAGCAUUUUGCCAAGUUCAGAAACCUUGUGCCAAAGAGUCACCCUUAUAGGCAGUAUUUCGAUGACAGUAUGUUCGCAACCAAGCUCUUUGCAGAAAAAGCAGAGAGGGAGGCAGCUGGGAAGAGCUGAGUAAGUGGCUUCUCAGCUAUCCAUUGGAGGUGAAAAGAUAGGUGGAUUAGCUUCUUUUUUCCAUUUUUUUUAAUUUAAUAUUUUCAGAUUGUUCUUAAUUUUGUUUCUCUUUAUUGCAAUACAUUGAGUAAUUAGUUAAUAUUAAAAGUGUAGGUAAUUAAAAUUAGAUCAUGCAUUUCUAAGGCGGCAGUGCGAGGUUAAUAAGUGACUAGUCCAAUGAAGAGGGCAUAUCCAAGACAAUCUAUAUGCGUCACAAAUCAGGUAAUUGAUUUGCCGUUCUCUUUUAUCCUAGAGUAGAUGCAGUUCACUACAAAUGAAAGUUGCAAAACUCACACUUUGAUCUACUGAUCAUGUGGGGUUUAAAACAUUAAGUUUGUUCACUGCUUUUAACAUAAGAAACUUAUGUAGACUAUCCAUCACCUAGAUAAAAGUUGGUUGCCCAGUGUUGUUGUUCUUAUCACUUGCUGGCCUUCACUAUAUCUGCAUUUUGCUAGCAGUUGUUUUGUUGGCUUCUUUGAUGGUUAGCAAGCACUGAGUGGAGAGUGCAUGUAAGUUGUUCUGUUGGGACAUGUUGGCAAUAAAUGCUGCCAGGACCC